Molecule: messenger RNA, 951 nt
Organism: Priapulus caudatus
Lineage: Eukaryota; Metazoa; Priapulida; Priapulimorpha; Priapulimorphida; Priapulidae
Exons: 2
Coding region: 84-398 (104 amino acids)
Source: RefSeq, a predicted model, not a curated record
UUGAUCUAGCGUUAUCUGCUUAGUUGUUUCGUUGGAUCUUUCGCACGUUUUAAGCGGGUUGUUGCGUCCUAACGGAUUCCAAAAUGGUGACGCCGGCAAACAAAAUCUUCGUCGUCGCCGCGCUCCUCGCCUGCCUCGCCAUCGCUCGCUGCGCCGCCUGGCGCGAGAAUUCGCUACUAGACAUCAUCACGCAGCGUCGCGAGCCGGAGUAUUACGACGAUGACGAUAGCAGCGACAACGUCAUACCCAUCAUCCCCGACUACGGUCCGUGGCGAUACUGGAAGCCGAUCAGGAAGAUCGACGAAGUCAUUAACAGGCCGUCGGUGGCGUACGGAGGCGGUGGCAUGAACAUCUUGUUCCCUCCCGGCCCGAGAGUGCCGGCGAAGGACUCUAAGUGAACUGCGACGCUAAUGCCACCUCCAGUCGCCGGACGGAACUAACGACGGAGACGAUUCGUGCCAGGACGUACGCGUAUGUUAGAUGGGUAAAAUCUCAGCGAUUGUGAUGGCGCGUGGCAACGUCGCGGUGAUGUAACGUGGUCACUUGUUUCGUUUUACGUGGUUAUUUUAAGAUGCAGAUAUAUAGAGACUGGGUGUUCUAGAUCGAGUGAAGGCCCUGAAUCGUCGAACGUGGCGCCGCUGUAUCGUCGCUGUCGCUGUCGCAGGUCGAGUCGCUGAAUCGUCGAACAAACCAAAGAUGUUUUGUAGAUGUUUACAAUCAGUGAUUCUUCAUUAUCCGCGUCUGUAACAGUAAAUAAGUUGUGUGUUCAUUGGCGAGCGUUUUCCUUCAUCUUCACUACAGUGGUAUUAGCUGGUAAAUACGCCAGAAUAAGUAAUUCUAUAGCUAGUCUUCUACGACGCAAAAUGUAGAUGUGAUCGUAUCAAUUAUCGAAAAAAAUCAUGUGUAAAGAUAUGAAUCAAUAAAUAUGAUAUUCAUGUGAGAUAUGAGAAA